AAUCAGUUUGCAAGCAGAGAGUAUGUAUGUUGCCUAUUGAGACUCGGCUCGGCAUCAGUCCCCGCCCACCUAGAAUUACGGUGACACAUUGAAGGCUGUGUUCAACUUUUGUGUUCAUGUUGUAAGGCUCCAACACCCACAACUGAAGGGGUUACUUCGGCUGCAGUUUACUGGUUCAUUUCUGGCAGCAGUUUCCACAUCUUCCUCUAACAGACUGGAGCAACUUUUCUCAGACGAGUUUAUCAUUUGACAAAUAUAGUUUCCUCGGAAGCUGAAGUUGAUUGGUAUCCCAGCAGUUCCUGUUCAACUUUGAAGCAGAGGACUAGCUUUGUGUAAUGGAAGCUGCCAGGAUGAUGUUCCUUCUCGUCCCGCUUUGUUUCCUGAAGGUGACAGACACUACAACCAUAAAUCCCUGCUGUUAUUACCCAUGCCAGAAUAAAGGAAUAUGCGUUAAUGUCGGGAAGGAUGGGUAUGAAUGUGAUUGCACCCGAACUGGUUACUAUGGUGUUAACUGUAGUUUGCUGUACCUUCUUCCCACAGCACGUUCAAAUUUGAUCCCCAGCCCUCCAACCUACAACUCUGACUAUGAUUACCUUUCCUGGGAAGGUUAUGCCAACGUAACUUACUUUACUCGCUUACUUCCACCUGUACCAAAGGACUGCCCAACCCCAACUGGAACUGAAGGUUACAAGGAAUUACCUGAUGUAAAACUCUUGGCCGAGGAGUUUCUGUUGAGGAGAAAGUUCAUUCCAGAUCCUCAGGGCACAAACUUGAUGUUUGCUUUCUUUGCUCAGCACUUUACUCACCAGUUCUUUAGGACAGAUUUCGAUAAGGGUCCAGGGUUUACAAAAGCUCUCGGCCAUGGGGUGGAUUUGAGCCAUAUUUAUGGAGACACUCUGGAACGUCAACAUCAACUGAGGCUUUUCAAAGAUGGGAAACUCAAAUAUCAGGUAGUGAAUGGAGAGGUCUUACUUCCAUCCACAAAUGAUGUACCCAUCAGUAUGAAAUAUCCUCAUACUUUAUCAGUGGAGAAAUGCUUUGCCAUUGGCAAUGAUUUAUUCGGCUUGGUACCUGGACUAAUGAUGUAUGCCACCAUCUGGCUUCGAGAACACAACCGAGUCUGUGAUAUCCUGAAAGAGGAGCAUCCAACUUGGAAUGAUGAGCAGCUUUUCCAAACGGCCAGACUCAUACUUACAGGGGAAACUAUCAAAAUAGUUAUUGAGGACUAUGUGCAACACCUGAGUGGUUAUUAUUUCAAGAUGACAUUCAACCCAGAACUUCUGUUUGGCGAGCAUUUUCAAUACAGAAACCGGAUUGCAGUUGAGUUUGACCAUCUCUACCAUUGGCAUCCACUAAUGCCUGACAGCUUCAUUAUAAAAGGCCAAGAAUUUACCUAUGACAACUUUAUUUUCAAUACCGAUAUCCUGUUGAACUUUGGAGUGGAAGCUUUAGUAGAAUCGUUUGCAAAACAAAGAGCAGGACGGAUUGGUGGAGGGAAAAAUAUCAACAAAAAUAUUCUACAUGUGGCGAUUGGUGUCAUUGAACAUGGAAGACAGUUAAGACUUCAACCAUUUAAUCAGUAUCGGAAGUGGUUCGGUCUGACUCCCUAUAAAUCUUUCCAGGAGUUAACCGGCGAAACAGAAGUAGCAGCUAAACUGGAGAAACUGUAUGGGCAUAUUGAUGCAAUGGAAUUUUUUCCUGCACUACUACUAGAAGAACCCUAUGAAAAUGCCAUUUUUGGGCAAAGUAUUGUGGAAAUGGGUGCUCCCUUUUCACUCAAAGGACUAAUGGGAAACCCAAUCUGCUCUCCAGAUUAUUGGAAACCAAGUACAUUUGGAGGGAAAGUAGGCUUUGAUAUAGUCAACUCAGCAACACUCGAAAAGCUGGUUUGCCUCAAUAUUAAAAAGUGUCCCUAUGUGGCUUUCCAUGUCCCACACAACAUAGAUAAUGAAAGUGAGAGGGGAAAGAAAGAACCCUCUGCUGAGCUGUAAUCUGCCAAGAAGAAUAUUGGGACAGGACAAUAGAGGUAUUUGGUACAUAAGAAAAGGCUGUAUGGAAUUAUGCUCCGAAUAAUUUUAAACUAUUUCAGCUAGCUUUAAGGGGGAUAUUGAUCAUGUGACAAUAGUGUAGUAAGUAACCAUUUUGUAUUGGAUUCUGCAAUAGGUGUUAAUAAGAUGACAACCUUCAACAGUAGAAAGCAUAACAUGACAGUUUAAUACAAAUAACAUCUAACAUUUCACCCAAAAUCAGAACACUUUUUCUUAUUUUCCAGAUAGCUUGUUUGAUAUAGAAUCGUGUUUAAUUUUGUAAUGUUUUAACAAGAGUAGAAAUUAGUUAUAUGUCACAGUGAGCUGAUCUGUGUUAAUUCUGCACUAGAAUUUCUCACACUGCUAAAUAUGAGAGCGCAAAUGUUUUAGGCGUGCUGGCAUAACCUAAAACAGACAUUAGGCCCCUUAGAUACAUGAAUGAGGGACAUAGUGGCUGUUAAGGACCCCACUGAGAAAACCAUGCCCGAUGAGUAGGUUAGGCAUUGGGUCUAUCCUCUCUCAAAAUUCUUCAAAGGACCCUGCCAUGGCCAUUCGAUGAUUUUUAAUUUUGUUCUUUUAGGAAAACAGACACUGUCCUCUGGAGCUGGGAAGCAGCAUUGGUGCACUGCCAAUUCUGCAGGAAUCACAUUCCGUCCUUUCCUUAUAAGGACCCUUACUUUGAAAUCAAACUGCUAUUGUUGGUGCGCCUACCAAUGUUUUGAUUACCGAUGAUAUUUUAAGGGUUAGGAGAUAUUGUCGACAAGAAAAUGCAAAAAUAUAUUAUCCAAUUGUUUCUAUACUGAGAAUAAAAGCCUGGGACCAUAAGUAAAUUGCAUUAUUUUUUCAAUAAAUUAGGUGUUCAGGUGAUGCCUUUCUUGACCAAGUUUAGAUUGGAGAGGCGUUAAAUCCAGUGAGCUAGUGAAACUGUGUUUAUGGGGGUUUAGUUGUGUUUUAAAUGUUAAAAGAAAGGUGUUAUUUUUAAUCUAAACUCAGACCUCACCCAGUUUUACUCAUAACUGAAAGCAAUGGGUGCUAAAAUUAGGCAAAAUAUGAACUGGGUUGGUUAGAUUUAACUCAUAACUAAUUAUGCUUCUUUUAGUUAAUUGCUGUUAAGUAAAACGUGUAGUGAUUGUAAUGAAGUUAGCCAGGCGGACCUCAUAGAAUAUGAGUUCCCUGAUUGGGGUUGUUAAUCUGGUCCAAUCAGGGAGCCCUGCCUGACAAGAUAAGAACAGCAGUAUCAGAAAUCCUGUUCACUCUGACAGCUGGCUCUGAGGGAGCUAGAUCAAUGUCAAGGUCUCUCCACGUGUAAAUAAAGGGUAACUUGGUGACAGGA
This is a messenger RNA of Rhincodon typus (whale shark), 3360 nucleotides long. RefSeq names its product prostaglandin G/H synthase 1. NCBI's taxonomy places the organism in Eukaryota, Metazoa, Chordata, Chondrichthyes, Orectolobiformes, Rhincodontidae. The record is from RefSeq and is a predicted model, not a curated record. Gene Ontology annotation, molecular function: peroxidase activity; prostaglandin-endoperoxide synthase activity; heme binding. The transcript is spliced from 10 exons. Gene Ontology annotation, biological process: cyclooxygenase pathway; response to oxidative stress. Gene Ontology annotation, cellular component: cytoplasm; neuron projection. Bases 336 to 1991 code for a protein of 551 amino acids.